AUUCGACCUUCCAGCCUUGCGUUGCUUGCUUCUAUUGCGACACUGCACACAAUUCCUUUAGCGAGACAUCUCGGUUAUACCCGUCUUUGACAUUAGGAACUUGUCCAUUGUGGUUCAUACGAUGAUCUUUUGAAGAAAACCAUUCUUGUCUGCUGUUAUCUGCAAUUAUGGACGACCCAGUUUUGGCAUCCUUGUCUCUGACCCAUGUUCGAUAUAAUCCUGAUGAUCCCAUAUCAUACCUUUCAGCAUGGCUAGCUUUGGUUCCUCAAGGUCUCUGUGUGGUUUACGUCACCUUGAUCUGGGCAACACGUGAAGUCGAGGUUCUUCUCAUGUUUGCCGGUCAAUUGGCUUGCGAGGCCCUCAACUUUGGUCUCAAACGGUUGAUUCGAGAAGAGAGACCCCGCCAAAUGUUUGGAAAGGGGUAUGGCAUGCCGUCCUCACAUGCCCAGUUUGUUGCCUUCUUCUCCGUUUCAUUGACCCUCUUUCUCCUGGUACGUCAUGUGCCGACUACUUCAACCAGCUACUCCCCUUCAACUUUUCAACAACGACUUCUCUUAUCGAUUCUGGCCAUUUUCUGUGCCGGCGCAGUCGCCGCUAGCCGUGUGUACCUUAAUUACCACACACCCAAGCAGGUUUUGGUUGGUGUUGCCGCCGGGGUUGCGUUCGCUUUGUUCUGGUUUGUUUUGACGUCUGUGUUGCAUCAACAAGGGGUCAUUAACUGGGCCCUGGACACGCGGGUUUCCAGGCACCUGCGUUUCCGAGACUUGAUCGCGACAGAGGACAUUCAAGAUGCUGGAUGGGGACGAUGGGAAUCUCGUCAGAAAGCCAAGCGAAAUGAGGUCCACGAUGCAUCUCACAAGAAGAGCCGGUGAUGACAAGUCUGCGGUUUUUAUGGUUUGUAGACAUAUUGGAUUACAGGCCAAUGGCUAUACGAGGUUUAAGAGGAAUGGGCAGAUGUCAAGACAGGCAGCACAAGUGAAUUACGUAGAUCUCGGCAAAUCGACCACAUAGCGUAGAUGCGAC
Exophiala mesophila is the source of this 1023-nucleotide messenger RNA. RefSeq lists its product as uncharacterized. The transcript is spliced from 3 exons. NCBI's taxonomy places the organism in Eukaryota, Fungi, Ascomycota, Eurotiomycetes, Chaetothyriales, Herpotrichiellaceae. Gene Ontology annotation, biological process: lipid biosynthetic process; protein N-linked glycosylation. Bases 168 to 872 code for a protein of 234 amino acids. Gene Ontology annotation, molecular function: dolichyldiphosphatase activity. Gene Ontology annotation, cellular component: intracellular membrane-bounded organelle; endoplasmic reticulum membrane. The record is from RefSeq and is a predicted model, not a curated record.